Molecule: messenger RNA, 438 nt
Organism: Plenodomus lingam JN3
Lineage: Eukaryota; Fungi; Ascomycota; Dothideomycetes; Pleosporales; Leptosphaeriaceae
Source: RefSeq, a predicted model, not a curated record
AUGAACACAGCAGGCUCCAACGCCUACGCAGCAGCAAUAAUCACCGUAGAGAUGCAGCUCAAAGAUAUUGUACAAAAUCUAUACAACCUGAUUGUACAGUCAUAUGAUCACCAUGGGGGCAAAACACAAGAAGCGAUGAAGCGCGAGAUUCAAUCACUGGUCCAAAACUUGGUCAAGCUGUCGAGCACGGCGCCUUCGGUGCAAAUUGACAUCCCGCCGGAAGUAACAACUUACGUGGAGAAUUCCAGAAAUCCCGACAUAUUUACACGCGAGUUUGUGGAGACAGUUCAAAGGAUGAAUCAGAUGCUAAAUGGACGUGUCGACGCAUACCGAAUGCUACAAGAUCAGCUCGCUCGACAAAUCUCCAGCGUGAUACCAGAACUCAAGGAUGACGUAAACGCUGUCCUCCAAUCCACUGGUGGAAAUGUGCUGGCUUGA